This is a messenger RNA of Urocitellus parryii (Arctic ground squirrel), 2583 nucleotides long. The record is from RefSeq and is a predicted model, not a curated record. Lineage: Eukaryota; Metazoa; Chordata; Mammalia; Rodentia; Sciuridae.
AUGGAGCGCUCGCCAACGGCCGACGCUCCGGGCCGGCCCACCCCGCGCAGCCGCAUCCAAUCACAAUGCUCAGAACUGGAGAUGGAGCCAAUCAGGUCCUACCAGGAGGCGGGGACACCGAGCUGGAGUGUGGAGACGCAUCUGCCGCAGGCUCAGUCCACGCCUUCGAGAGCAGGGUUCUGGGACACGAAGGGCCUGUAUUUUCAGGCAUUUGGUGGCCGCCGCCGAUGUCUCAGCAAGAGUGUGGCCCCCCUUCUAGCCCAUGGCUACCGCCGUUUUUUGCCCACCAAGGAUCAUGUCUUCAUUCUCGACUACGUGGGGACCCUCUUCUUCCUUAAAAACGCACUGGUCUCCUCCACCCUUGGCCAGAUCCAGUGGAAGCGGGCCUGCCGCUAUGUUGUAUUAUGUCGUGGAGCCAAGGAUUUUGCCUCAGACCCAAGAUGUGACACAGUUUACCGUAAAUACCUCUACGUCUUGGCCACUCGUGAGCAGCCAGGAGUGGUAGGCACAACCAGCAGUCGGGCCUGUGACUGCGUGGAGGUCUAUCUGCAGUCCAGCGGGCAGCGGGUCUUCAAGAUGACAUUCCACCACUCCAUGAGCUUCAAACAGAUUGUGCUGGUUGGUCAGGAGACCCAACGGGCUCUAUUGCUCCUCACAGAGGAAGGAAAGAUCUACUCUUUGGUAGUGAAUGAGACCCAGCUGGACCAGCCACGCUCCUACACAGUUCAGCUGGCCCUCAGGAAAGUGUCCCGUUGCCUGCCUCACCUGCGUGUGACCUGCAUGGCUUCCAACCAGAGCAGUACCCUCUACAUCACGGACCAGGGGGGAGUGUAUUUUGAGGUGCAUACCCCAGGGGUGUAUCGUGAUCUCUUUGGGACCCUUCAAGCCUUUGACCCCUUGGACCAGCAGAUGCCACUCGCUCUCUCACUGCCUGCCAAGAUCCUAUUCUGUGCUCUUGGCUACAAUCACCUUGGCCUGGUGGAUGAAUUUGGCCGAAUCUUUAUGCAGGGAAAUAACAGAUAUGGGCAAUUGGGAACAGGGGACAAAAUGGAUCGAGGGGAACCCACACAGGUACAUUAUCUGCAAUGCCCCAUUGCCCUGUGGUGCGGCCUCAACCAUUCCCUGGUGCUGAGCCAGGGCUCGGACUUCAGCAAGGAACUUCUGGGCUGCGGCUGUGGGGCUGGAGGCCGCCUCCCCGGCUGGCCUAAGGGGAGUGCCUCCUUCGUCAAGCUCCACGUCAAGGUUCCUUUGUGUGCCUGUUCCCUCUGCUCCACCAGAGAGUGCCUCUACAUGCUGUCUAGCCAUGACAUUGAGCACUACCCUGCCUAUAGGGACCUGCCAGCCAGCAGGGUGGUGGGGAGCCCUGAACCCAGCCUGGGGACUGGAGGCCCCCAGGACCCUGGGGGGGCAGCCCGGGCCUGUGAGGAGUACCUCAGCCAGAUCCACAGUUGCCCCACCUUACAGGACCGCAUGGAGAAGAUGAAGGAGAUCGUGGGCUGGAUGCCCUUGAUGGCCGCACAGAAGGAUUUCUUCUGGGAGGCCCUAGACAUGCUGCAGAGGGCUGCUGGUGGUGUUGGCCCAGGCCCAUCAACCCCUGAGAGCUGAUUCCCCUCUCCCAACCUCACCCCUGGAGGGAGUCUGGCCCCGGGCCAGGGGCUAAGGAGAGAUGGAGUGGUGACAGUGAACACUGUGUGCAUGUGGGGAUGGGUCACAGGGGGUAGGGCAGGGAACUCUUUUGUAAAAUGUUCAGGGGGCUGCCCAGGAGGGGCCUCCAGUCUGACUAUCAUGGACAAGAGAUUUGAUGGACAAAUAGAAUAAAAGGCUGAAGUGAGGCCCCGUUUGGAACCCUGGAGCCUGGGGGGGAUUGGGCAGAGGAUGGGGACAAUGCCCACCCAGUGGAUAAAGGAGGGCAGGAGCAGCUCAAGCUCUGUUGCUUAAGAGCUGAUGGCACCUGAGUCCUCGGCUUUAUUCUCAAGACUUCACCAGGUCUUUUUGACUUUGAAGCCCUGGCCCCACUUUCAGGAACAACUCAGUCAACAUACACUGCUUAGUCCCCCAGUUUGGAUCCUCUCUACAGGUGUUUUCUSCAUCCUUAGGGGCCACUUCUGACUCUGUAAAGCUCCCUUACCCAUGGCCCUAGUUCCAGGGAAGUCAGUCCCCUCCUCUCUCCCUCCUGUUUUAUUCCCAGGCCUGGUCUCCUGUAUCCUUUCUUUGCCUUACUUACUACUCUUUCCCUUCUUUCCUUAGUAAGAGGGACACUCCAUGCCUCCAACUCUCUUGUACCUCAGUUAUUUGAAGAGAGAAUGGGUGUGCAGAAUUUUUCCUCCCUGGCCUGUCUGGCCCAGAGAUAGAGGGAAGGCCAUAGAAAUGUAUGGUAGAAAGCUGGCUAGGGCUGAGGGUGGCCAAGAGGCUAGAGAAAUUAUUUGGGUGGAAGACACAGGAAGAACUCAUCUGGGUUCUGAGGAAGCAGGGUGUGUGGUGGGGAAGUAUGGAACAGAGCCCCAGGAAGGUCCAGAGCUGUGCUUACAAGGUACUCGGACACGGGACAGAGUGGGGUUCCAGAUGACAUUACUUUAUGCAUGG